AUGUUUGUUAAAGCUGCAUCCCUCGCUCGCUCUAGUCUUUUCUGCGAUGCAAGAAAGCUAGACCUCUUGAAAAAACUGCAAGUUGCUUGGUGUCUAUUAAGUCCUCGAUUGUCUGUUGCCCUCUCCCAUAAGCAACCUCGAGCUCCGCAAGAUACCAUUGAAAAAAGAAGCAGGAUCCAGAGAGCUUCUAGUAAAAGCCGCAUGGGUUACACUGGCUAUGUUACCAAGUAUUGGCUUCAACUCAGGAAGUGCCCAUCUGCCAGCGCUAGCCAUCAAUGUGGGGACAGGGAUGAGCCUAGUCGAUGUACGACUGGCCCUGCUUUGGAAGAACUCGAGUCUGCUCCAGUUCUUGACAAUGAUAGGAUGACUGGCAGGACUCGCAGUCGUCAGGUCCCACAGAACAAACAAAACCCUAAGCCUUACAAGAGGGACGGUUUCAGCACACCAGAGCGCCGUUAUUUCAACAAUUCAUUACGCCUCAAUGACUCAACGACUCGGAGUCUAACAGAUGCUCAGAGGAGCAAAGAUAUACUCGAGCGUCGCAUCAAACACUUGUCUGCUGAGGCCGCAGCUCAAGCUGUCGCUACGAUGCAUGCUGACGUUGAACGGAGGCGUGUGUGUGCUCUGGCAACGGCCUGGGAAAUCUACGCGACUGAAGAGCACCUAAAGUUCCUUCAUAUGGUUCUCGAGGACGAAGGUGAAACAUAUGCCAAUGCUGCUAGGGAGCCUUUGAAAACGUCGGUUGGAGAGCUCGUUAGAUGUAGUGAGGACGAGCUCAAAGAUCAGAUUGACUCCUGUGUCACCGCAUAUAGCCAUGAUGUAAUAUCAUUUGCUGUUGGAGACACGCAACUGGAUUACCUCGAGAAUACUCACUCAGAAGACUCAGACGACUCGGGCAUUGGUCUCACAAAUUCGGACGGUGACCAUUUCUGUGGUGAGGCAUAA
Messenger RNA from Suillus clintonianus, 945 nucleotides. RefSeq lists its product as uncharacterized. Lineage: Eukaryota; Fungi; Basidiomycota; Agaricomycetes; Boletales; Suillaceae. The transcript is spliced from 5 exons. The record is from RefSeq and is a predicted model, not a curated record. Bases 1 to 945 code for a protein of 314 amino acids.